CAUUGACAAAACUGGAAGAUCUAGAUAAUCUGAUUCUGUCAGAGAGGCUGAUUCGUUAAAAUUCAUGAUUUUUCGACCAGUUAGUGUGCAGAUUGCAUUUCGCUACUGCAGACCGGCGACGACGACGCACUUGGGCACCAUGGGCAUGAACUUCUGGCACUCGACGCACUAGUGCGUAGAACUCAUGUAUACAUGCACGACACUGACUAGUCGAAGCGCUGAAAUAUGUCAAUGUGUUCUGCCUAUGGCGAUGCAGUUUGUACUGGAUGAAGGACGUGACCAAGGCCGACCUGCGCAAGAGGAACCCGCAGGACCGCAGGCACCUGGCGGACGACGAAAUCGACAGCAUCCACCUCGCCAACAUUUCGCGUGAGUAGUACACAACUUGACUUUUUGCUUGGGUUUCUAAAAGGGUGGAAGACGAUGCUGAUGAUUUGGUGGUUUCUGGUGUUUGCGGAAGUACUCGAGGAGAUUGGGCCCCGCUUGCGAGUUCGCCAGAUCAUUAUUUAUACGGCCAUCAUCUUCUACCGUCGCUUUUACCAGACGCAGAGUUUCGUGAACUUUGACCCCCAUUUGGUCGUCGGAACGGUGUUCUUCCUGGCCUCCAAGGUGGAGGAGAGUCAGCUAUCGUUGACAACGGUCGCUUCUGUUCUUCAUCAUUAUACCACGACUGGCGUCGAUGAGGACGAGUCAAUGUACACCUUCCAGGAUAAGGAUAUCCUCGAAUGCGAGUUUUACGUGAUCGAGGCGCUGCAGUUCGACUUGAUCUUGCACCACCCGUUCCCGUCACUCCUCCAGUUUCUGGACGAGUUUGAAAUUCAUGAGGAGUGUCUUCAGCUCGCUUGGCAACUCGUUCAAUAUUCUUAUCGCACGGACAUCAUCCUCUUGUACCCACCGUUCAUGGUGGCGUAUGCGGCGGCGUACAUCUCGUGCCGGGAUGCGGGCUAUGAUGCCGCGCAGGUGUUUGCCUCCGUGAACAUAAAGAAGGACUUGCUACUGAAGAUAGUUGGCGAGUUUCAGGAGGCUGUAGAGGAUGAAAAGAGGCUGUACGCAGUACAGGCGACGGCUUUGGAAAAGUUGGAGGAGAUUAUCCCCGAUGCAUCUGCUGCUGAGGCGGAGGCUGCUCCCAGUGCGCCAGCGGAGAAGUGAGCUGUAAGUUGAUAGCAAAUGUGAACCGUGACCAUUUCAGUGCCAUGAUUUGGUGAUGGUAAAUUGCUUCAGUUCCCUGUCAGCAUACCGGUAGCCGUUGCUCUGACUGAUAAUCCUACAGGAGCACUGGGUUCUUGUGGACGGAGAGGUACAAAUUUACACUGAUACAUGAACGCACCGAGCCUAUUGGAAAUUCAUCUACUGUAGCUUUCCGUCUACAUGUCCUUGGGUAAGGCUGAAUGUAUUCGCGUAGCUUAUUACUCCGACACUAGUCUCUAUAUUGCUAAUCUGUCACUUAUUGCUGAUUUACUUUUCUGCCAAGCAUUAUCUCUCAACUGUAGGUUUCCGGACGAAUUUGAGGCAGCCAACUUAGAUAGGUUGGCAAUGCCGGCUCGCCUUUUGGUAAUCCAUGCGCUCUGACCGCUUUCGGGAGCAUGACAGGGGCUUCGGUGGGAGGAGAUUAAUUAAUCACCUAUGCUGACAACGUCGGCCGAAGUAGAUGUAGACGCUGGCGGAGGUAGACGCAGUGCGGUAACGACUGUAAAAUGAACCGGAGUGAAGCAAGAAUAGUGUGUGAAACAGCUAGUUCAUCGUGCUGCCCAGUUUUAGCAGUUCAGAUGAAUGGCAAGCUCCGUGAGACCGGACAACGGCGUCGGUUCUCUGCCUAAGUUAGCUUUGUGAAGCCAACGCAUUCUCGCUGGAAUGAAGAGAUCCCGUGGCAACAGCGCUGCCGACAUGGCAACAACGGCAAUGCUAUUGCUGAAUCCAGUU
This is a messenger RNA of Phytophthora nicotianae INRA-310, 1920 nucleotides long. RefSeq lists its product as hypothetical. The record is from RefSeq and is a predicted model, not a curated record. Gene Ontology annotation, molecular function: cyclin-dependent protein serine/threonine kinase regulator activity. NCBI's taxonomy places the organism in Eukaryota, Oomycota, Peronosporomycetes, Peronosporales, Peronosporaceae. Gene Ontology annotation, biological process: positive regulation of transcription by RNA polymerase II. Gene Ontology annotation, cellular component: nucleus; mediator complex. The transcript is spliced from 5 exons. Bases 424 to 1149 code for a protein of 241 amino acids.